AUGUGUAGAGGCAAAAAAAAAAAAAAAAAAAAGAGAACUACUAUUACUAGUCUUGUGAUGAGAUCUCCACCAAUGAACAAAUCAAAUAAAGUAAAAAAACCUUCAGUAGCUAAAGUUUCAACUAAAGCUGCCCCAUCAUCACUCAAAGCUCAGGAAGCUAAGAGGAAACAAGUUUUCCGUCCAAUCCUCGAUAACCCAUUUACGCAAUCAAACCAAUGGCCAUUUAUAGAACCUAAUGUUGGAAAUGAUAUUGUUGAUCUACUAGAAGUUUUGCUAAAAACAAAGCAAGGCUUUAAAUACCAUGGGUUUAAUCCAACUGUAUCUUCUCUUGAAAAGCAGGCUGCUGCUAAUCGUGGUAUACAUAAGAAUGCUUGUGUGCAAAUAAAGUAUGUGUUUGUGUGCAAGUACGAUAUAUCUCCGGCAAUGCUAACGAAUAUGUUUCCUACAUUAUGUUUUACAGCUUCUAAAAAUGCCCAAGAUCGAGUUAAACUAAUCCAGUUACCAAGAGGAAGUCUCGAGCGAUUAUCUAAAGCACUUGGAGUGGAUAGAGUUGGGAUAUUUGGUCUAACGGAAGAUACUGAAGGGGCACGGCCGUUAUUUGAUCUUAUAGACAAAAAUGUCAAAGAUAUUGAAGUUCCUUGGCUAGAGUGCAUUUUCAGUGGAGAGAUGGUGUUUAAUAAGCCAAACAUAAAGCAUGUGGCAACGACGAUUGGUAACAAGCAAGGUAAGUAG
Candida dubliniensis CD36 is the source of this 732-nucleotide messenger RNA. RefSeq names its product Pop3p (gene POP3). Gene Ontology annotation, molecular function: ribonuclease MRP activity. Gene Ontology annotation, cellular component: cytosol; ribonuclease MRP complex; nucleolar ribonuclease P complex. The coding region runs from base 1 to 732 and encodes 243 amino acids. Gene Ontology annotation, biological process: tRNA processing; nuclear-transcribed mRNA catabolic process, RNase MRP-dependent; rRNA processing. Lineage: Eukaryota; Fungi; Ascomycota; Pichiomycetes; Serinales; Debaryomycetaceae. The transcript has a single exon. The record is from RefSeq and is a predicted model, not a curated record.